Molecule: messenger RNA, 612 nt
Organism: Hirsutella rhossiliensis
Lineage: Eukaryota; Fungi; Ascomycota; Sordariomycetes; Hypocreales; Ophiocordycipitaceae
Exons: 2
Coding region: 1-612 (203 amino acids)
Source: RefSeq, a predicted model, not a curated record
AUGCUUUUCAAGUCGUGGGUUUCCCUGGGCCUGCUGGGCCUGGCCGUCGCCGUCCCUCAGGAGCCGACAGCGGCCCCGACCUCCAAGACGCUGCCCCCCUCGCCGACGGGAUCUGGCGUCUGCGAGCCACAUGGUGACCACUGGCACUGCCAUGCUACUUCCACCGCCGGCCCCGCCAGCCCCAGCGACGAGGCGGCCAAGUCGUGUGAGCCUCACGGCGACCACUGGCACUGCCCGUCUGGGGUGCCGAAGCCGACUACUCCUCCUCCUCAGGGUGGCGACCACGAUGACCAUGACCAUGGCCAUGACGACCACGACGACCACGACCACGAUGCCCAGUCGUCCUGUGUCCCGCACAAGGACCACUGGCACUGCCCGUCCGGCGUUGCGAAGCCGACCACGCCUCCUCCGGGUGCCUCCUCGGUAACCGCGUCUCCGACGACUGGCGCCACAUCGAGACCCUCGGGCGCGGCGUCCACGACGUCGGCACCCUCGGUCUCGUCAGGCACCGCGGUAAGGGGCGCUGGAGACCGAAACGCCGCUCCGUUUGGCGCUGCCUUUGCCGUGGCGUCUCUUGUUGGUGCCCUUUUUGUCGGCGUAUUUGUUGUGUAA